Vicugna pacos (alpaca) is the source of this 1836-nucleotide messenger RNA. RefSeq names its product coactivator associated arginine methyltransferase 1 (gene CARM1). NCBI's taxonomy places the organism in Eukaryota, Metazoa, Chordata, Mammalia, Artiodactyla, Camelidae. Gene Ontology annotation, biological process: chromatin remodeling; peptidyl-arginine methylation, to asymmetrical-dimethyl arginine. The record is from RefSeq and is a predicted model, not a curated record. Gene Ontology annotation, molecular function: histone H3R2 methyltransferase activity.
GGAGCCGGAUCUAAGAUGGCAGCAGCGGCAGCGGCGGCAGGGCCGGGCGUGGGCGGCGCGGGGGCAGCCGGCCCGGGUGUCGCGGGGCCCUGCGGGGCCGUGUCCGUGUUCCCCGGCGCCCGCCUCCUCACCAUCGGCGACGCGAACGGCGAGAUCCAGCGGCACGCGGAACAGCAGGCGCUGCGCCUCGAGGUGCGCGCCGGCCCGGACGCGGCGGGCAUCGCCCUCUACAGCCACGAAGAUGUCUGCGUGUUCAAGUGCUCGGUGUCCCGUGAGACGGAGUGUAGCCGUGUGGGCAAGCAGUCUUUCAUCAUCACCCUGGGCUGCAACAGUGUCCUCAUCCAGUUCGCCACACCCAGUGAUUUCUGUUCCUUCUAUAACAUCCUGAAAACCUGCCGGGGCCACACCCUGGAGCGGUCCGUGUUCAGCGAGCGCACGGAGGAGUCCUCUGCUGUGCAGUAUUUCCAGUUUUAUGGCUACCUGUCCCAGCAGCAGAACAUGAUGCAGGACUACGUGCGGACGGGCACCUACCAGCGCGCCAUCCUGCAGAACCACACAGACUUCAAGGACAAGAUCGUUCUUGAUGUUGGCUGUGGCUCCGGGAUCCUGUCGUUUUUCGCCGCCCAAGCUGGAGCAAGGAAGAUCUACGCGGUGGAGGCCAGCACCAUGGCCCAGCAUGCCGAGGUCUUGGUGAAAAGUAACAACCUCACCGACCGCAUCGUGGUCAUCCCUGGGAAGGUGGAGGAGGUCUCGCUGCCUGAGCAGGUGGACAUCAUCAUCUCGGAGCCCAUGGGCUACAUGCUCUUCAAUGAGCGCAUGCUCGAGAGCUACCUCCACGCCAAGAAGUACCUGAGGCCUGGAGGAAACAUGUUCCCCACCAUUGGUGAUGUCCACCUCGCACCCUUCACGGAUGAACAGCUCUACAUGGAGCAGUUCACCAAGGCCAACUUCUGGUACCAGCCAUCCUUCCAUGGAGUGGACCUGUCAGCCCUCCGAGGUGCUGCGGUGGAUGAGUAUUUCCGGCAGCCUGUGGUGGACACAUUUGACAUCCGGAUCCUGAUGGCCAAGUCUGUCAAGUACACGGUGAACUUCUUAGAAGCCAAAGAAGGAGAUUUGCACAGGAUAGAAAUCCCAUUCAAAUUCCACAUGCUGCAUUCUGGGCUAGUUCACGGUCUGGCCUUCUGGUUUGACGUUGCUUUCAUCGGCUCCAUAAUGACCGUGUGGCUGUCCACGGCCCCGACGGAGCCCCUGACCCACUGGUACCAGGUCCGGUGCCUGUUCCAGUCACCGCUGUUCGCCAAGGCCGGGGACACGCUCUCAGGGACAUGUCUGCUUAUUGCCAACAAAAGACAGAGCUACGACAUCAGUAUUGUGGCCCAGGUAGACCAGACGGGCUCCAAAUCCAGUAACCUCCUGGACCUAAAAAACCCUUUCUUCAGAUACACAGGCACGACGCCCUCGCCCCCGCCCGGCUCCCACUACACGUCCCCCUCGGAGAACAUGUGGAACACCGGCAGCACGUACAACCUCAGCAGCGGGAUGGCCGUGGCUGGGAUGCCGACCGCCUACGACCUGAGCAGUGUUAUCGCUGGUGGCUCCAGCGUGGGCCACAACAACCUGAUCCCUUUAGCCAACACGGGGAUUGUCAAUCACACCCACUCUCGGAUGGGCUCCAUAAUGAGCACGGGGAUUGUCCAAGGGUCCUCUGGCGCUCAGGGCAGCAGCGGCGGCAGCUCCAGUGCCCACUACGCGGUCAACAGCCAGUUCACCAUGGGCGGCCCCGCCAUCUCGAUGGCCUCGCCCAUGUCCAUCCCGACCAACACCAUGCACUACGGG